AUGGGUGAAUGGGAGGAGACCCCAAAAUGUUGGAAUUGGAAUUCUGUGAGCAAGGUGACAAUGUCGAUUGCCAUGCGUUGCAAUGGCGUUUUAAGAAUAAAUAUUGUUGAAAGGUCUCAAGUUGGCUCUACAUCAGCAGCACCACCCCCACCCACUGACCCACCACUUCCACAGCCGCCAGCCGAUGAAUCUUCAAUACAACAUGAGGGCAUGGGUGAUCAUUGUAUGGAUAUGUAUGAUCCUGAUAGUGAUUACAAAGAGUGUGAUAGAGAUGAUGGGGGUGAUGGGCAGCCACCAAGUGGUUCACAAAGCAACCACAACUUCAAUGAUGGAACCAAUUUUUACUAUGGGCAAACAUUUGAGAACAAAGAGUAUUUAAAGGUUUUAUUGAAGAAAGCUGCAAUAAAGACCCCAUUUUGUUUUAACCCAAACAAGAGUAACAACAAAUAUUAUAAGGUGGAAUGCACCUCUCCUAAUUGUGGUUGGAUGUUGCGGGUCAAUAAGUACAUCAACUCGGAUAGGUUUCGCAUUUACAAGUACGUUGGUGAUCACACUUGCGGGGUUGAACACGUUACGAGCACUCAUAAGCGCACCUCGGCAGUUGUCCUUACAUCAGUCUUGAUGAAUGACUAUAUUUACAACAAAGGGCCAACGACAAAGGAAAUCCAGAGGACGGUUUUCAGGGAGUUCCAUUAUAAACCAAGCUAUUGGCAGUGUUGGAAGGCAGGUGUAACAGCUAAGAACAUGGUUAGGGGGACACCGGAGCACGAGUAUGCUUUCUUACCGGCUUAUUCGUACAUGGUUGAAAAUCUAAAUCCAGGUUCCAGAAUUUGCAUUAGUCUUGAUGAUGCGAACAAGUUCAAAUAUUACUUCGUAGCUUACGAAGCUUGCAUUCGAGGAUAUAAACACAUGUGA
This is a messenger RNA of Lycium barbarum (goji berry), 915 nucleotides long. RefSeq lists its product as uncharacterized. The transcript is spliced from 2 exons. Bases 1 to 915 code for a protein of 304 amino acids. The record is from RefSeq and is a predicted model, not a curated record. Lineage: Eukaryota; Viridiplantae; Streptophyta; Magnoliopsida; Solanales; Solanaceae.